This is a messenger RNA of Xenopus laevis (African clawed frog), 1895 nucleotides long. RefSeq names its product protein phosphatase 1, catalytic subunit, gamma isozyme S homeolog (gene ppp1cc.S). Gene Ontology annotation, molecular function: hydrolase activity; protein serine/threonine phosphatase activity. The record is from RefSeq and is marked provisional. Gene Ontology annotation, cellular component: cytoplasm; nuclear speck; nucleus. Lineage: Eukaryota; Metazoa; Chordata; Amphibia; Anura; Pipidae.
GUAGCGGAAAGACUAACGAGGAGGGAUUAUAAAGCCAUUGCUCCGUGUCCCGGUUUCCAGUGCACUAGGACGUCUGUUAUUUUGUCUCGACUUUUUACUAGCGCCUCCAAUUAGACUUUCGGAGCAAUGGCAGAUGUUGACAAGCUCAACAUCGACAGCAUCAUCCAGCGGCUGUUAGAAGUUAGAGGAUCAAAACCAGGAAAAAAUGUUCAACUUCAAGAGAAUGAGAUUCGAGGGCUCUGUCUGAAGUCUCGGGAAAUCUUCCUCAGUCAGCCAAUCUUACUUGAGCUUGAAGCACCUCUUAAAAUAUGUGGUGACAUUCAUGGGCAGUACUAUGACUUACUUCGGCUAUUUGAAUAUGGUGGCUUCCCACCUGAAAGCAACUAUCUAUUCCUAGGAGACUAUGUAGAUCGAGGCAAGCAGUCUUUAGAAACCAUCUGUCUGCUUUUGGCAUACAAAAUCAAAUAUCCAGAGAACUUCUUCCUCCUCAGAGGCAAUCAUGAAUGUGCCAGCAUUAACAGAAUCUAUGGCUUUUAUGAUGAGUGUAAAAGAAGAUAUAAUAUAAAGUUAUGGAAAACAUUCACAGAUUGCUUUAAUUGUUUGCCAAUUGCUGCUAUAGUUGAUGAGAAGAUCUUUUGCUGUCAUGGAGGCUUGUCUCCCGAUCUUCAGUCGAUGGAACAGAUCCGACGAAUUAUGCGACCUACUGAUGUUCCAGACCAGGGUCUUCUGUGCGACUUACUUUGGUCUGAUCCUGACAAAGAUGUAUUAGGGUGGGGUGAAAACGACAGAGGUGUAUCUUUUACCUUUGGAGCUGAAGUGGUUGCAAAAUUUCUUCACAAACAUGAUCUGGAUCUCAUUUGCCGAGCUCAUCAGGUGGUUGAAGAUGGGUAUGAAUUCUUUGCCAAGAGACAACUGGUUACUCUGUUCUCAGCCCCAAACUAUUGUGGGGAAUUUGAUAAUGCUGGAGCAAUGAUGAGUGUAGAUGAAACAUUAAUGUGUUCCUUCCAGAUUCUAAAACCUGCAGAGAAAAAGAAGCCUAAUGCAAGCAGACCCGUAACACCACCACGAGGCAUAAUCACAAAACAAGCAAAGAAAUAAAUAAAGCUCUUAAUUUUUGGACUUGUAUUAUAGUAUAUAAUCUCAUUUUUUUUAAUUGUGUAAUGUGUCCUGGUUAGGUCCAUCUAGAUGUUUGUGGCUUUUUUUUCUGCUUCCUUUUUAAUGAGUUGUAUUUGCUACUGCGGUCGCUACUUUCUCAUCCGCGCAUUUUUCUAUUGUAAAGCACAUAGGCCAUUUCAUCUGCUGAAUUGCUUCCCUUAUGCCAGUGUUACUGUACACUCCAAAACUGUAAGCUUCAUUAUUUCCCUUUAUAAAAUACCUAAAGAGGGCACUCAUGGGCUAUAAGUUGCAUAUUGUUUCUUCAAACCACUGUGAACAUUUUUAUUUGUUUUAAAGGGAUUUUUUUUGUCAUGUUCUCACUUUGUAUAUCUGUCCAUAUUAGAUUUCCCUUGACUUUGCCAGCAUCACUGACUCGAUGUAUAUUUAAUUAAAGCACAUUUCCCGUACUGUAUACUUUAAAUGAUAUUAAAGCCAUUAUUUUAAUUGUGUUCUACUUCCUACAACUUGUAUCUGCAUUGUCAGUGUAUUGCUCAUGUCUUCCAUAGCUAUGGAGAUGGGUCUGAAAUUUUAGUGUCUGCAUGGUUUAUUCAAAAAAUGUAAGAAUGGAUAUUUAGACAUAACAAUGCACUUCCUAAUGGCAUUACAUUUUUUUUUCUUUUUUAUAUUAGAGGGAAAUAGAUUUCCUCACAUGAACUUGCGAAGACUUGGGACAUGCCAAAGGUGUCACUUAAUGUUUACUGGUUUCAUUUAUUUUCUUAAUAAAGGAAAUUUUUUGUUUG